Messenger RNA from Cricetulus griseus (Chinese hamster), 1452 nucleotides. The record is from RefSeq and is a predicted model, not a curated record. NCBI's taxonomy places the organism in Eukaryota, Metazoa, Chordata, Mammalia, Rodentia, Cricetidae.
AUGUUUAACUACGAACGUCCAAAACACUUCAUCCAGUCCCAAAAUCCAUGUGGCUCCAGACUGCAGCCUCCAGGACCGGAAACCUCUAGCUUCCCUAGCCAGACCAAACAGUCUUCUCUUGUCUUCCAGCCCCGCCAGUGCACAGAGCAGAGGUUUUCUGCCUCCUCCACAGUGAGCUCCCACAUCACCGUGUCUUCCUCUGCUUAUCCUGCUUCCCAGCAGCUUGCUGGCCCCAACCCAGCCCAAAAGGUUACUAUAUUACCAUCUCAACCUGAUUACAUAAGCAGUAAAAUCCCAUCCACUGUGGACUCCAACUAUCAACAAUCCUCAGUCAACCAACCAGUAAAUGCUAUGCCAUCCCCAACUGCAAAUGGUAAGACCACUCCAAGGACUCCUGACCACGAGAUCCAAGGAUCAAAAGAAGCAUUGAUCCAAGAUUUGGAGAGAAAGCUGAAAUGCAAGGACACUCUUCUUCAUAAUGGAAAUCAAAGGCUGACCUAUGAGGAGAAGAUGGCUCGAAGGUUGCUAGGUCCACAGAAUGCCGCUGCUGUCUUUCAGGCUCAAAACAGCGAUGCCCAAGAUUCUCCACAGAAAAGCAAGGACAUUUCUGCACUGUCUUUAUUAAAAUAUUGUUGUAGAAGUAGAUCAUCCUCAAGAGCAGAGGCAAAUGACCAGGAUGCCAUCCAGGAGAAGUUUUACCCACCACGCUUCAUCCAAGUUCCAGAAAACAUGUCCAUUGAAGAAGGACGAUUCUGCAGAAUGGACUUCAAAGUGAGUGGACUGCCGGCCCCUGAUGUCUCAUGGUAUCUAAAUGGGAGAGCAGUUCAAUCAGAUGAAUUGCACAAAAUGAUAGUGUCUGAGAAGGGUUUUCACUCACUCAUCUUCGAAGUGGUCAGAACAUCAGAUGCAGGGUCGUAUGCAUGUGUGGCCAGGAACAGAGCUGGGGAAGCCACUUUCACAGUGCAGCUGGACGUCCUUGGUAAAGAACAUAGUAAAGCACCGAUGUUUAUCUACAAACCACAGAGUAAGAAAGUUUUUGAGGGAGAGUCAGUGAAACUUGAAUGCCAGAUCUCAGCGAUCCCUCCACCCAAACUUUUCUGGAAAAGGAACAAUGAAAUGGUUCAGUUCAACACUGAUCGGAUAAGCUUAUAUCAUGAUAACUCUGGAAGGGUGACUUUACUGAUAAAAGAUGUAAACAAGAAGGAUGCUGGAUGGUACACAGUGUCCGCUGUCAAUGAAGCUGGUGUGACCACAUGUAACACAAGACUGGAUGUCACAGCCCGUCCAAACCAAACACUCCCAGCUCCCAAGCAGCUGCGUGUUCGACCGACGUUCAGCAAAUAUUUAGCGCUUAAUGGGAAAGGUUUGGAUGUGAAACAAGCUUUUAACCCAGAAGGAGAGUUUCAGCGCCUGGCAGCUCAGUCUGGACUCUACGAAAGUGAAGAACUUUAG